Messenger RNA from Lepisosteus oculatus (spotted gar), 1236 nucleotides. The record is from RefSeq and is a predicted model, not a curated record. NCBI's taxonomy places the organism in Eukaryota, Metazoa, Chordata, Actinopteri, Semionotiformes, Lepisosteidae.
GGGGGGAGCGCGUCUGUCUUUUCUUGCCGUUGUCUGGCGAGUGACUUCAGUACCGUAACGGGGUGACUGUCACGGAAAAGGCGCAGAAGGAGUUGCAAAUGAGUCUUUGAAGUCGAUCUCGGCCUCCCCUCUGCGCGUCAGAUCGGAAUCCAGGAGCUCGCUGAAGCGCCGGUCAUGGGGACGGAGGAGCAGGCGGCCCGGAGCUUCCUGGACGAGCUGGUGAAGGAGUUCCCCGGGCCCCUGGGCCCCGAGCAGCCGCUGCCCGUGAGCCCCUUAAGCGGCACUGUCAGCCAGGCUGAGAUUCGCGGAGAGUGCCUGGACGUGGCCCUACGGCUGCUGAGAGCCAGGAAUGCCCCGGAAGGGCUCAGUGCGGCCCUGUCCCACGCGGCCGUUGCAGAGCUGCUGAAGAGUGACCUGUCGGCUUUCGCCCAGGAGCAGGAGCAGGCAGCCCCCUUGAUGCGCUCGGAGCCCCUGCAGCGCCGCUUCCUGAACGAGCUGCUGGAGGUGUGCCGGGGCAGGCAGCAGAGCCGCGAGCCCCCCCCGGCGGGCCGGCGCUUCCUCCGCGCCUCGGCCCACGCCAUCCGCAACGCCCGCAGGAAGAUGGAGGACCGCCACGUGGUGCUGACCCACUUCAACCAGCUCUUCGGCCUGGAGGACCAGACCGAGCGCAGUUACUUCGCGGUCUUCGACGGGCACGGCGGAGUGGACGCGGCGACGUACGCAGCCACGCACUUGCACGUCAACGUCGGCCAGCAUGAGGCGCUGCUGAGCGACCCAGCCUUGGCCCUGAAGAGCGCCUUCACCCAGACGGACGACAUGUUCCGGGAGAAAGCCAGCAGAGAGCGUCUGCGCAGUGGGAGUACUGGGGUGGCGGUGCUGCUGGCGGGAGACUGCCUUCACGUGGCCUGGCUGGGCGACUCGCAGGCCAUGCUGGUGAGAGAAGGACAAGUGGUCACUCUGAUGGAGCCCCACAAGCCUGAGAGAGAGGAUGAGAAGAAGCGGAUCGAGGAUCUGGGAGGGUGUAUUGCCUUCAUGGGCUGCUGGAGAGUGAACGGCACCUACGCGGUCUCUCGAGCCAUAGGCGACUUCGACCAGAAGCCCUACGUCUCCGGCGAGCCCGACGGCGCCUCCUUCCCCCUGGGCGGCGCGGAGGACUUCCUGCUGCUGGCCUGCGACGGCUUCUUCGACGCGGUGCAGCCGCGGGAGGCGGCGGGGGCGGUGCUGGAGAAGCUCUAA